AUGGGCGACGACGAUGAGAGCAAAACGAUUCGAAUUCUUUGCCGCAAAUUCAUCCUCCCAAAAUUCGAUGAUCAUCUUCAACCCACAGACGCACAAAUUCAAUGGUUAAUCGGUUCUUCAUUCUUCCCAUCGCAUACAAUCAUCUCCACUCUCCGAUGCAUUCACACUCUCCCUUCCGAUCCCAGCAUUCCAGAUUUUGCCAAAGAGUCAGAUGAUAUUGAGACGCUGGUUCCAAAGGGAUUUGAGGUGAUAGGAGCCUUGAUUACAAAGCGUGAUACAGAUUUUGAGAAUUUGGCUUGUGAGGCAGUUGAUGCUGUUCUUAAGCUGAGGAAGUUACUGUAUAAGGAUACUGGUAAAGCUUCUGGGGAUCUUCAGCUCGUUGGAGGUGCUGUGGACUUGGAGAAUGGAGGUGACAUCAGGUUUUAUGUUUCUAUGAUUGGAGAUCCUCAAACUAUAGAAAGUGUGUCUUCAGUAGUAUAUGAAGAGCAACCUGAGAAAUAUUUACGUGAGAGAGGUUGUAUGCUACAGUGUCAGCUUCUGUUGAAGUUGCCAGUUUAUUUUCCUGCAGAAAAUCCAAAGGAUGCGGAGAACAUUUACAUUCGUGCGACUGAAGAUGUUGCUACUAACUUGAUGGAUCCUCAAACUUCUUACCUUAUAGAAGCUAAUGAACCCUCAGCAGAUGAACCGCCUCUUGUUCUCCGCAGCUCAGAUUUGGAUCAACAGGAAAAUCCUAACAUAGCUUUACAGGAAUCUAGUUUGAAGACUUUAGAUUGUUCCAACUUUUGUUUGAAAGGCAGGAGUAUGUCUUCUACUUGGAUGGAGGAGAAUGCAGACAGAAUCCAUGUGAGUAUCUUCGGUAAUGCAUCAAGAAGCCCUACAAAACCUUCUGCCCCUAUCGCUGAAUUUUAUCCUGCUGCCGCCAACACGAAAGUUCUGGUUGUAGUUCAGAAAAUGGAAGUUCUCUGUUAUGCAGCGAAGGAUCUUUUGUUGACAUCCGCUGUUUCUAAAUUGAUCAUUCCUGCACUUGUUUGUCAAAUUCGUUCUAUGAGGAACAAAAUCUUGCCCAACCUUUUGACACAACAUCAACAGUUACAGCCAUAUCACUUCGUUCCUCCAGGUUUCUUGCAUCCUGUCACAGUUAUGUAUGAACUUAGUUAUGGGGAACUGGAAAUGAAGCAAGUUGAAGUCAGAAAAUCCCUUCACGUCAGACUCGGAUUGCCAUUGGAUCGUCCACUCUUAAGAAUUGUUAAUGCUGUUAACUUAUUUGGGAGGAAUAAUUCACUGGAAAAAUCUUCGAGAAAGGGUACAUCUUUGCUCAAAGAUGUCCAUCUUGGGAUCCCAAGCAGUGGAGUCUCUGGAGGUACAAUGUCUCUGAUUCAAGGUUCCUAUGAAUACUAUCAUUACCUCCACGAUGGGUUUGAUGACUCGGGCUGGGGUUGUGCUUAUCGUUCUCUUCAAACUAUUAUCUCAUGGUUCAGGCUUCAACAUUACAGUACACUAGAUGUCCCUUCCCAUAGGGAAAUACAACAGGCACUUGUAGAGAUUGGAGAUAAGGAUCCGUCUUUCAUUGGAUCGCGUGAAUGGAUUGGAGCUAUUGAAUUGAGCUUUGUGCUAGACAAACUUCUUGGGGUUAGUUGUAAAGUGAUAAAUGUCAGAUCUGGAGCUGAACUUCCUGAGAAAUGUCGAGAGCUGGCCCUGCAUUUUGACACUCAAGGAACUCCUGUGAUGAUUGGUGGUGGUGUUCUUGCAUAUACUCUUCUAGGUGUUGAUUACAACGAAGUAAAUGGUGAUUGCGCGUUUCUCAUACUGGACCCGCACUACACCGGCACGGAUGAUCUCAAAAAGAUAGUCAAUGGUGGAUGGUGCGGGUGGAAGAAGGCUGUCGAUAGCAAAGGAAAGCAUUUCUUCUUACAUGAUAAGUUUUACAAUCUUCUGCUUCCCCAAAGGCCUAAUAUGUUUGUACUCAACCGGCGUCAAUUUCUCCCGGCGAUUUCAAACAUUCAACUAAAUAUCUACGGCGCGGCUUCUCUUUUAACAGCCGGCCGAGCAUCGGAAGCUCUGAAACCAACGAAUUCCAUUUUGGAAUCCGAGACUUCCAAGCCACAAUCGGCGAAUUUCCCAACUAGGCUUCACCAAAAAAUGGCAAAUUAUUAUGAAAUCGAUGAUGUUUUGGCUGAGGAUGAGAUUGUUCCAGUUGUAUUCCAACAAGCAGCAGAUGGUGUUGGGCUACUUGAUUCUAGUGAUGAUACAAACAAGGUGGAAGCUGGUUCCAGAGUAGAAUUACCCUUUUGGUUAGCACGUGAUUUACACUUAAGAGGAGUUGUAUCCAUUGAUGUCCCUCCCUACUUUAAGAAAGUCUCUAGAACAAGGAAGGAAAUUGGUGCUGAUGCAGCUCAUGUGGAUUUAAGAAAUAGAUGCCAAUACUUUUAUGAACUAGGGCUCAAGAUUGCACCACUGGUUGGUGACAAGACCAUUGGACCUUUCUUGUUGGUUGCAUUUCAGACUAGAUAUAAGGAGGUCCUCAUUAAAGCACAUACUGCUUCAUCUGUUGUGGCUCCCAAAAACUUAGCAUUCCUGACAAACGAAGAGACCAAAUUGUACGAGGCUGGUCAAUCAUCCACGGCUGCAUUUAAGAAGUGGCGAAUGGGUGGUCCAAGGAUGCAAAGAGCUUCUGUUCUUGGUAGGAAGAGGAAACCAAAUGUUUAA
This is a messenger RNA of Oldenlandia corymbosa var. corymbosa, 2706 nucleotides long. Lineage: Eukaryota; Viridiplantae; Streptophyta; Magnoliopsida; Gentianales; Rubiaceae. The record is from the annotation of a GenBank genome assembly.